This is a messenger RNA of Nelumbo nucifera (sacred lotus), 890 nucleotides long. RefSeq lists its product as uncharacterized. NCBI's taxonomy places the organism in Eukaryota, Viridiplantae, Streptophyta, Magnoliopsida, Proteales, Nelumbonaceae. The record is from RefSeq and is a predicted model, not a curated record.
GCCCGCUCUAUCUCCCUCAAGAUUCGAUUGGUAAGGUCAUGUGGUCUGAUUUGAUCCAGACUUCUAGAUCCGACCUGUAAUGUGGAUAUUUGAUCCGCAUAUUUCAUCUUAUUGACUCCAUUUUUAGCCGGCAUAGGGGAGAGAGAGAGAGAGAGAGAUGUCUCUGGUUGAUUACGCUUCAUCUUCAGAAGACGAGGGAGAAGCCGGAGAACAAGGAGGAGAAGAUAAUGAAAAGGGCAGCCCUCCGUCUUCGGUUCCAGAGUCUCAUAGCCAGGGAUUGACAUCCUCAUCUACUGAGAAGCCAGAUAAUGCUUUACAUGCAUCUACACCUUCAAUUGAGAAGCUUCCAGAUGCUUCACUCCUUCUUAGUUCACCUACUUUCUCAUCUCAUCAAAUAGGUGGCAGUGACCAUUCCUCUAGGGUUGCUGCUGCUAUGGCACAAAGUGCAUCAAGGAAGAGAGAAUCAAAUGGACCAACUUCCUCUUAUCCCCGGAGUAAAAUUCCUAGAGGGAACUUACCUCAUUCAAGAAGUGUGCCAGAUACCAUAGGUGGCCUUCUACGCCCACCUCAGCUUAAUGGAAGCAGGAGCAACAUUGUAACUGAAGAUAUCAGCAAGUUAUUUGUAAAAAGACGGUCUGAACCUGCCUCUCACUAGAUCUCCAUAAUCCAGAUGCAAGGGCAUUUUCUGAGUUGUGAUAUUUAAUGUAUCAUUUGUUGGUAAAACUUGACAAACAUGUUACUAGUUGAAGGGUUUAGCAUAUGUACAAUGCAUGAAAUAUUUCAUCCUUUUGUGGCAGCUCAUUCAACCUUAGUAAACUGAUUUGUUUUGGGAGUCUUUGGCGGUGGAAUAGAAGUGAAAAUGCUCCCAUCUUGCCUCUGGUAUCUUUCCA